Molecule: messenger RNA, 3365 nt
Organism: Vidua macroura (Pin-tailed whydah)
Lineage: Eukaryota; Metazoa; Chordata; Aves; Passeriformes; Viduidae
Product: V-set and immunoglobulin domain-containing protein 4-like
Exons: 7
Coding region: 2-1081 (359 amino acids)
Biological process (GO): negative regulation of T cell proliferation; negative regulation of complement activation, alternative pathway; negative regulation of interleukin-2 production
Molecular function (GO): complement component C3b binding
Source: RefSeq, a predicted model, not a curated record
GAUGGGAAUGGUGCUGCGAGCAGCCGUGCUCCUGGGUUCCCUUCUCCACUGCAGCGCUUUUCUGGACCUGAGUGGCCCCAGUGAGAUCAAAGGGGUCUGGAAGGAGUCUAUCACUCUGCCUUGUGCCUAUGUGCCUGUGGAGGACCUUGUGCAGCAAACCCUCACCUGGACUGUGGUACAUAACGAGGGUUCAGGCACCAUCUUUCGGAGGGAUGACUCCGGGGACCACGUUCUCCUGUCUGAGUACAGGAACAGAGUCAGCAUCCCAAAGGAUGCCCCAGGAAAUGUGUCUCUCCUCAUCCUGAGCCUGGAGAUCUCUGACAGAGGGACCUACACUUGCCAGGUCACCUGGAGAGACAGCAACAACAGCCUGAUAGCAAAGGAGAUCACCACCAGUUUGGAGGUUGUUAAAGUGGCAGCCACCAAGCCCAUCAUCAGAGCUGGAGAGCCGGGGCUGACGCUGCCGGCCGGAGCCAGCACCAGCCUGACCUGCGAGGCCGGCGGCUCCCCUCCCAUCAGCUACCGCUGGUUCCGGAGCGGCCCGGCGGGCAAAGCCGAGCUCCUGAGCACCGGGGCUGAGCUGGCGUGGCCCAGCCUGCGGCCCUCGGACAGCGGCACGUACUUCUGCGAGGCACAGAACAGGGCUGGGGCCGGGGCCGUGCAGCGCAGCGAUGCUGUGCAGCUGAGCGUGACAGAUCUGCCCAUAACAGCAACGACUCCUGAGAGUGGUGUGGGAUAUCCAGGGAAGAAUGAAACAGUUCAUGAUUUCCAGAGGACUGGCUUGUCCCUGUACCUGGUCAUCCUGAUUGCUGUGGUGUGUGGUGCUGUGGUUUUCCUUGUCAUCUCUCUUAUCAUUUGCAUUAGAAAGCCCAAAGAUGCUCAAGUCUAUGAUGUAAAAUUCCAUAACUUGAAAGCAGCAGCUUCUUCAAGCACAGGUCAUUAUGAGGAACCCAUCUCUGCCACUGAAAACAGCUACGUGAUGGAGCUUGGGGAAAACAAAGUCUCUGAAGAAGUAAAUAAUGUGUCUGACUCUGUUGCAAACCCCCAGGAAUCUGAGUAUGAAGUAGGGGACACUUCCUGAAAACCAACUAUGCUCUGCAGAUACCAGUCCUGAGACGCACCUUCACCCAGACAAAAUACAUAUUUAUUUUCCCUUUUGCCCCUGACAAAUAGGUUGGACAAGCAGUGGUUGCUCUCCCUGGACAGUCCCUGCAGUGAAAAGGCAGGAACUUCAGUUACAGACUGCUGUAUAGAAUUUCUGAUUUUGUUUUCCUUGAUUCCCUUUCACCACCUCUAUCCAAGAAAGCCCUUUGAAUGCUGCAGCAGGCAGGUCCCAGGCUAGGAGCACUGUACUGAACUUAACUGCUUUAUCUGGCCAAAAGGACCAGUGUUUCCAGCCUCUGUGUGGUGGGAGGAGAGCCAGCACUGAGGCCUGCUCAGCAUCCCCAUCCCUGUGGGUGAGCGGGGCAGGAUGUGGCUGGCUUGGGAAUCGAUGGCUCUUCUCCUGCCUACCUGAUGCUGCACAGAUUUAAUAUAAGAGAGAUUUUAUAGAAACACUGAAAGGCACAUUAAAGCCAAGAGAAACUCAGGAUCCUGCCACACUAGAGGAAGCAGGAAUGUCCCCUGCUGUCCUUGUGCUGCCCUUGGUCCCCCUCCACAGCACUGCAGCGAGGUCUAGGCACACUGGCCACAGCUCUGGCUGAUUCUGGUACUGCAAACAGGCACAUUCUUUCUGAGCUCAUGUUCUCUCUUUAAAUGCAUGAUGGAUAUUUGAAAAGAAUUAGGUACUUUUCCAUAAAUUUGGGGUAGGAUUGCUUACACAUGCCUCACAUAUUUUGCUGUGUGCAUUUCUGCACAACUGGCUCAUUUUGGAAUUCCAGCAAGCCACUCACAGCCCCUCACUAGAUACUCAACAAGUACUUUCCUCCCAGCUUAAAGGCCUGAAGAGAAAGUUAUGAAUAUUUUCUACUGGCCUGACUAAAUCCAUAAUGCAGCGUUAUGGAGGGACCUUUUUACAAUGAAGAGGGCAAUCCUCUGAGUCCCAUUAAAGGCCAUGCAGGCAGAUGUAAAGCAGAGGGAGUGACCCAAGGGAUGAGCAAGACAUUGGUAACACAGGCACAGGAUUAAUGGGCCCCCAGCUGUGCUGCUCACACUCGGGACAGCUCUGCAUCUACAGAUCUCUGAGCACCAGUUCAAAACUCACCAGAAUCCAAAAGGGAGUGUGAGGUGCUAAUGGAAUGGUAUUCCAGUCAAAAAACAUGAUUGUGGCACUGUAAAGCCUAUGGAAUGUUGCUACCUUACGUGUGCACGUUGGCCUUGUCUUGGGUUUAGCAGAGCAAGAAAAGUUAGUGAGAAAGAUUGUAAAGAGUGAUUAUUGGUACAAAACCACAUCUGUGCAAACCAUCUCUUGGAAAAAAGAGAAGAAACAAAUGAGCAAAGAGUACCCAUGGGGGUCAGGGCUGAGAAGGUGAAGGGGCUAUUUGUUUCAGCUUCUCUGAAAAGGAUGCAGAAAUUAGUGAUAAUUAUCUGGUAGCACUUUCAAAGGGCAAGGAAAAGUACUUCUUUGUAUGCAACACAGAAAUAAAUGUGGAACCCAGUGCUGCUCACCCAGGGCUGAGAGCCAGAGGUCUAAUGGGAAAUUAGAGGAAUUAAUGACUAAAAAGUUCAUCAGAAUGCACAAACUACCAGGCACACUGCCCAGGCACUUAUCAAUGACCUUAUACUUUCUCCUGUGCUACAAGUUUUAUUUCUAUUUGUUAAGAAUGGAAUUAAAAAUCAAGGGCUGGGACAUCUUGAUUUCUGAAUGAAAAGGGAAUACAUGGCAACUACUGGUGCUGUCAUGGAGAAAACUGCCAACAUGUACAUGCAGCUUAUUGCAGAUGUGGAGAAAAUAGGUGUGAGUGUGUGUUCUGCAUGUGUGAGGUCAGAGGAGGCGGGAAGGAAAUGUGGCAGGUGCUGGAGCACAGCCCAUCCAUCUGAGCUCAGCCUGACUGCUGUGGCCACGGAAAGGGGAAUAUGGCCACCUGGAAUGACCUGCAGUGCUCUUCAUCUGAGGAGUCUGAUGUGGCCAGAGCUCCAGCCAGGGGAGGAGGGAGCACUGAGGGAAGGCAGAGAUACAGAGACAAAGGGUGUUCCACUGAGGGACAGGGUGGUCAGUCACACUGGGGUCUGAGCUCUCACUGCUGAAACCCCAUGGGCAAUGCCUGCAAGGAAUCCCACAGCUUGCUCCAAAAUCACUCAAUUCCAGCUGCACUGCAAAGCCAUGGGCAAUGCAGCCCUCCCAAUGUGGUUAAACAGCAGUGUUAUCCUGGCUGGACAGCCAGCACCAGGAGCUGAUGAUAUUAAAUACAGCUGUUGUAAGGCAA